Messenger RNA from Ictidomys tridecemlineatus (thirteen-lined ground squirrel), 3035 nucleotides. RefSeq names its product pygopus family PHD finger 2 (gene Pygo2). Gene Ontology annotation, biological process: spermatid nucleus differentiation; kidney development. NCBI's taxonomy places the organism in Eukaryota, Metazoa, Chordata, Mammalia, Rodentia, Sciuridae. The record is from RefSeq and is a predicted model, not a curated record.
GCGGUGAAUCUGGAGCGAGCGCGCAGUUUGCGCUCUGGGAAGGCGCUUCUCCCUUGCCGCGUCUUCGGCUUGCUGCAGCUCGGGGGCCAGCGCUGUCCGAGGCCCCUUCCCGGCGAUGGUGCAGCCUGAGGGCGCCUCCGCCCCCCUCCGCCGCUGACCCCAGUCCCCCACUCCAUGGCCGCCUCGGCGCCGCCCCCACCGGACAAGCUGGAGGGAGGUGGCGGCCCCGCACCGCCCCCUGCGCCGCCCAGCACCGGGAGGAAGCAGGGCAAGGCCGGUCUGCAAAUGAAGAGCCCAGAAAAGAAGCGAAGAAAGUCAAAUACUCAGGGUCCUGCUUACUCACAUCUGACGGAGUUUGCACCACCCCCGACUCCCAUGGUGGAUCAUCUGGUUGCAUCCAACCCUUUUGAGGAUGACUUCGGAGCCCCUAAGGUGGGGGGCGCAGCCCCUCCAUUCCUCGGCAGUCCUGUGCCCUUUGGAAGCUUCCGUGUACAAGGGGGCAUGGCAGGCCAGGUACCCCCAGGCUAUGGCACUGGGGGUGGAGGGGGUCCCCAGACACUUCGCCGACAACCCCCCCCUUUUCCUCCUAAUCCUAUGGGACCUGCUUUCAACAUGCCCCCCCAGGGCCCUGGCUACCCACCCCCAGGCAACAUGAACUUUCCCAGUCAACCCUUCAGCCAGCCUCUGGGUCAAAACUUUAGCCCUCCAGGUGGGCAGAUGAUGCCAGUGGGGGGAUUUGGCACCAUGAUCUCACCCACCAUGGGACAGCCUCCCAGAGGGGAGCUGGGCCCUCCUUCUCUCCCCCAGCGUUUUGCUCAGCCAGGUGUGCCUUUUGGCCCUUCUCCUCUACAGAGACCUGGUCAGGGGCUCCCCAGCCUGCCCCCCAAUACAAGUCCCUUCCCUGGUCCAGACCCUGGCUUUCCUGGCCCUGGUGGUGAGGAUGGGGGGAAGCCCUUGAAUCCACCUGCUCCCACUGCUUUUCCCCAGGAGCCCCACUCGGGCUCGCCAGCUGCUGCUGUUAAUGGGAAUCAGCCCAGUUUCCCCCCAAACAGCAGUGGGCGGGGUGGCGGCACUCCGGAUGCCAACAGCCUAGCACCCCCUGGCAAGGCAGGUGGGGGUUCAGGGCCCCAGCCUCCCCCAGGCCUGGUGUACCCAUGUGGUGCCUGUCGGAGCGAGGUGAAUGACGACCAGGAUGCUAUCUUGUGUGAGGCCUCCUGCCAGAAGUGGUUCCAUCGCGAGUGCACAGGCAUGACUGAGAGCGCCUAUGGGCUGCUGACCACCGAGGCCUCUGCUGUCUGGGCCUGUGAUCUCUGCCUCAAGACCAAGGAGAUCCAGUCUGUCUACAUCCGCGAGGGCAUGGGGCAGCUGGUGGCCGCUAAUGAUGGGUGACACUGGCGAGGUGGUCCCAGGGAAGUGCACAUGUCCCUUCCUGCUCCUCCAGGGUGAUUGUCUGGCUCCUGGCCCUCGUGUCCGCUGGUUCCCCAUCCUCACGGAGCAGAAACCUGAUGGUUCCUGGGGGCAGAAGAGCCUGGGUUGCUCACUUUUCUGGAAACAACACAUCAAGAUCUACGGAGAUCCAGGAAACCAAAGCCCUGCUGAGCGGAGCCAGCUUUUCUUGUGGCUAUUAGGAAGCCUAGGGAUGUGACUGCAAGAGAAAAGGGGACAGGAAAUUCAGGAGGGCAAGAGUGUCCUGUCUGCCUAUGAUGGAUAACUAACACCUGUGCCUGACACCCCUGUUUCGCCCCACAGCUCUAGCCUUAGUUUUUGGAGUGGAGCAUUGAAGGUUUCUGGCUUGAGGAGCCGGUCUCUUCCCAUCCCUGCCACAGCCAUUUCAUGGGCUCUGGGAGACCUCUUUAGGGAAUAAAUGGGGAUUCCUCCUUUUUUCUACCUUCCCCUUUGCCUCUCUCAGACCUGUCCAGCUCCUCCUCCCUCAGCACCAACAGCUUGAAUCUCGUUCCCAGCUAGGGCAGUUUCUUGGUGAUUUGGGGCUUCAUGACAGUAGGUAAGAGGUGCUGUCAGGACAUAUCUUCCUCAUACCAAAGUCACUGGUCUCAGCUUCCCAUGCUUUUCUCUUAAUGACCAUAUUUUUGCCAAAAAUUAAAAAAAAAAAAAUUGGGACACGUGGUCUGAGGGACCAGAAUAAUUGAAGUCUGGGUUGUCCUGGAGUCUGGACUCUGUUGGCACCCCUGGCCCACCCUCUGUUGCACAUUGAGCCCAGUGCUGUUCUUCAGCUUUUUGUGCCCUCAUACCCCUGCCUCCCUGGUUUGGUUGGAGGAAAGCUUGGAAAGGUACCAAGACCUUAUACCUCAUUUCCUCCCGGAUAGGAGCAUCCUAGUGAGGCCCUGUCACAGCCUUGGGGGUAGGAGGAGUCAGCAGGAUUCUCAAUGCCACGGUACUAAAAGGAAGGAGAGCCUGGAAAUUUUUGCUUCUCUCUUUCCUGCUAUUAGGUAUCAUCUUGGGCCUGGUGAUCUAGCAGUCCUCACUAGUCUCAGCCAAAAGUCCUGCACUGGGCUUGUUUUUGUUUUCUUUUUAAAGCACUGCCUGCCAGCCCUGAUCUUGGGGCGUGGUCAGGAGCCCCUCUUGGCUGCUUUUGUUCCUUAACAGCUCCUGUGUGCAUUCCUCAAAAGGGCGGGGAAGGGAGUGUGGUCUGUGGUCUCUAGCCCUCGGGGUGUGGUGGCAAAGGCUACCUUCUGGUCCCUACUCCCACUUCUCUCUGCUCCCUGCACCUGGAGGGAAGAUACUGCCUGGUGGAGCCCACAGCCUUUGCAGCUAUGAGGAAGAGGGUGGGCCUCGGGCUUCUCUAAGCUGGUGUUCCCCACACCGAAACAGUGGAGGUGGCACCCCAGCUUUGUGUUGUGUUUGUGGUUCUGUUUGCUUCUCCCCUGUUGCUACUUUUGUAUGCCUCCCUCUCCACAGCUGUAAACCACUCCUGGGGAGUGUAGACGUCACUACUUUUUGGAAGAAAGUGGAGUGGCAGAGAUGUGGUCGUGGGGUUUUUUUGUACGGUUGGGUUAAUAAAAUGACUUUAAAAUCCA